Molecule: messenger RNA, 2043 nt
Organism: Camellia sinensis
Lineage: Eukaryota; Viridiplantae; Streptophyta; Magnoliopsida; Ericales; Theaceae
Product: protein DA1-related 1
Molecular function (GO): ubiquitin binding
Source: RefSeq, a predicted model, not a curated record
AUUUUCAUCCCCCACCCCCUUUUUGCCUUUAUUUGCGUAUAUCUCAAGUAGACUUUUCUCCAUUUUGUUCCUUUCUUUACUGGAAUCUGGAAUGUUCAUCUCUGUGUGGUUUUAGUAUAUAACCGACAAGAUCUAUCACUGUUUUGGGUUCUCUCUGUUUUUUGCCCUUUAUUUUCCUAUUGUCAGGACCGAAGAGUAAUAGAGGGCAUGUGGGGAAAAGAAUACAUUUUUUCUUUGUCAUCUAAUUCUUUGUGGUGCAAGUGAUUUGGGUACUUCUUCAACUGAUCAGUGUUUCAUUUACUCACCUGCAAAUUGUUUGUUGUGAGUUCCCUGACACAUGAUGUUAUUUGUUUCUUCAGUUUACUGGGCAAAAAUUGCCAAACCACAGGCAGUUAACAUAACACAUUAUGGGUUGGAUCAGCAAUCUUCUCAAUGGCUCCAACCAAAAAAUAUCAAAAGGGCAAUAUUUUGGGAAGCAUGGGGACGACAAAAUUUGGGAUGGCCCUUCAACUAUGGAUGCGUGGCCUGAUUUUGAGAAUGAAGAUAUUGACCGUGCUAUAGCACAAUCCUAUUCAGAAGAAGAUCAGAAAGGGAAAAAAGUAAUUGAUAAUGAAUCUCAAUUGGAAGAAGAUGAACAACUUGCCAAGGCGAUUCAAGAAAGUUUGUAUAUGACUUCUCCACCACGAUAUGAUUAUGGAAAUUUGUUUACACCCUAUCCGUACUAUCCAUCUGGGUACAGGAUCUGUGCUGGUUGCAAUGCUGAAAUUGGUCAUGGAAGAAUUUUGAGUUGCAUGGGAGCUGUUUGGCAUCCAGAAUGUUUCCGUUGUCAUGUUUGCGAUCUACCUAUUUCUGAACAUGAGUUUUCUGUGUCCGAGAAUCUCCCUUACCACAAAUCCUGCUACAAGGAGAAGCAUCACCCAAGAUGUGAUGUUUGCAAGUACUUUAUCCCAACAAAUGCAGCUGGUCUCAUAGAGUAUAGAGCACAUUCUUUUUGGCAACAAAAAUACUGCCCUUCACAUGAGCGUGAUGGAACACCUAGGUGCUGUAGCUGUGAAAGAAUGGAGGCAAGGGACACGAGAUAUUUAGUGCUUGAUGAUGGUCGAAAGCUGUGCUUGGAGUGUCUGGACUCUACAAUAAUGGAAACACAUGAAUGCCAACCUCUUUACCUCGAAAUACAAGAUUUUUACGAGGGUUUAAAUAUGAAAGUGGAACAGCAAAUUCCGUUACUCUUGGUCGAGAGGCAGGCUCUAAAUGAAGCCAUGGAAGGAGAAAAAAAUGGUCAUCAUCACUUGCCUGAAACGAGAGGACUUUGCUUGUCAGAGGAACAAACCGUCAGCACUAUUUUAAGGAGGCCAAGGAUUGGGGGAUCCCGGAUUACAGACAUGUUUACAGAACCUUAUAGGCUAGUUCGUCGAUGUGAAGUGACAGCUAUCCUAAUUUUGUAUGGUCUCCCUAGGCUGUUGACGGGGUCAAUCCUAGCUCACGAGAUGAUGCACGCAUGGCUACGGCUCAAAGGUUACCCCAAUCUAAGUCCUGAUGUUGAAGAAGGUAUCUGCCAAGUGUUAGCUCAUAUGUGGUUGGUUUCUGAGGUCGUGGCUGGCUCUGCAAGCAAUGUUGCUUCAACUUCAUUGUCGUCGUCGUCGUCAUCUUCCUCUGUUCCUGCAUCAUCAAAGAAGGGUAAACGUUCAGAUUUUGAGAAGAAACUUGGUGAGUUUUUCAAACACCAAAUAGAGUCAGAUACUUCAGCAGCUUAUGGAGAAGGGUUCAGAGCAGGCAAUGAAGCAGUGAACAAGUACGGCCUCAAGAGGACCCUUGACCAUAUUCGGCUGACGACAAAAUUUCCUCUCUGAAAUGAGUAAAUUCUCUGCUUGGUCAGUUGACCAUGUCAUAUUAGUUCUGUUGGAGUAGGACCCAAAAAACCAAUCACAGUAAGCAACAAAAUGCCCACAUUCUAUGUGGAACUGAUGUAAUCCUACACAUAAUUUAAUACUUGUCAAUAUCUAGUCGAAAAUAAUGAAUGAAUACAGUGAAUAUAUGUGGACA